This is a messenger RNA of Encephalitozoon cuniculi GB-M1, 804 nucleotides long. RefSeq lists its product as uncharacterized. Gene Ontology annotation, biological process: leading strand elongation; translesion synthesis; regulation of DNA replication. Bases 1 to 804 code for a protein of 267 amino acids. Gene Ontology annotation, cellular component: PCNA complex. NCBI's taxonomy places the organism in Eukaryota, Fungi, Microsporidia, Unikaryonidae. The record is from RefSeq and is marked provisional. The transcript has a single exon. Gene Ontology annotation, molecular function: DNA binding; DNA polymerase processivity factor activity.
AUGUUCGAACUAGAGUUGGUUGCAAGGGAAAAGGGCAAGGACACGACGACAUCCGACGCCUUGUCACUAAUGAAAAGGAUUCUAGAGAGCCUGAGCGAGAUUGUGGAGACGGCAGACAUAAAGGCCACCGAGAAGGGGCUGUCCAUCCAGGUGAUGGAUGUGACACAUGUAGCUUUUGCAGAUAUUUUUCUGUCGUCAACGAUGUUUACAAAGUACCGGUGUGACAGGGAGCUUGUGAUUGGGGUCCAGCUCAAGACGCUUAUCAAGAUAAUCAAAGGAAUGAGCGUCGAGGGGGGAGGGACAUUCCGGAUGGAGUGUGAUGAUGCAACGACGAAUCUGAACAUCCGGAACACCAGAGAGGGGAAUGUUCUCAGCUUUAAGCUGAAGCUCUUUACCUCGGACUCUGAGGCCUAUAACAUUCCAGAGUUUGACUUUGAUGCAUCUGCGACCAUACCUGCAGAUGAGUUUAUGUAUGUCCCAAAACUUGUGGGGACGUUUGGAGAUGUAGUUGGUGUACAGGCAGAGGGCAAGACACUGAUGUUCUUCCAGACUGGCGAGCAUGCAGAUGCAUCGAUGAGCUUUGAGGAAUGCCCUGCUCGGGAAGAACUGAAGAUCGAGGCCAACACACUUAUAACCCAAGAGAUUGCGAUGAAAUAUGUCAAUCUGAUUGGCAAGGUUGUGCCACUCUGCAAGGAGGUGAAGAUAUUUCUGGGGACAAAGAAGCCUGUCUUCUUCAAUCUCUGCAUGGACGGGGUUUCUCACAUGAAGCUUUAUGUAGCUCCCAAGUUCGAGAAUGACUAUUAA